GCACCCAGGGGUCUGGAGGAAGGGGACAGAAACCACGAUGCCAAGGUCUCAGGCGCCACAUGCGUGCUGGAGGGCUCCCCAUCUCUGUGUGUUUACACGCUGAAGGCAGCGGGGAGGACACAUUUCCUCUGGAGUCACCCUUAACCAUCUGCCGCUCCAGGAGGAUGAAGGCUGGACUGCCACUCCUCCUGCUAUGAUGCCUGGGCAGAUCCCAGACCCUUCCGUGACUGCGGGCUCUCUGCCAGGGCUUGGCCCCCUGACCGGACUCCCCAGCUCAGCUCUGACUGCAGAGGAGCUGAAAUACGCCGACAUCCGCAACAUCGGGGCCAUGAUCGCCCCUUUGCACUUCCUGGAGGUGAAACUGGGCAAGAGGCCCCAGCCCGUGAAGAGUGAGCUAGACGAGGAAGAGGAGCGGAGGAAACGGCGUCGGGAGAAGAACAAAGUCGCGGCGGCCCGAUGCCGGAACAAGAAGAAGGAGAGGACGGAAUUUCUGCAGCGGGAGUCUGAGCGGCUAGAACUCAUGAACGCGGAGCUGAAGACCCAGAUCGAGGAGCUCAAGCAGGAGCGACAGCAGCUCAUCUUGAUGCUGAACCGGCAUCGUCCCACCUGCAUCGUUCGGACCGACAGCGUCAAGACACCCGAGUCAGAAGGCAACCCUCUGCUUGAGCAGCUUGAGAAGAAGUGACCGUGGGCUGGGAGGAGGAGGACAAAGGAGGAACAAGGAGGAGGAGAUGGCGAGGAGGAGGAGGAGGGCACCAGAGGGCUCUUCCUUGGUGUGCGAAAAACUUUACACCGGAGGCACAGCCAGUAAUUGGCCGGGCCUUUUUUUUUUUUUUUUUUUUUGUGAAACUCAGAUCAGCCGCACAAGGGGAAGAGCCGGCUGAUGAAACCCAGAAGGACCAAGCGCUGAGACCAAAGUAGACUCGAGGGUAGGGCUGUCCCGCUGGGGCCCAGCUCCACAGAGACAGGACAGAGACACCCCGGCCAGAAAGCAGCCUCAGGCACUUGUCUGGGCUCUCCGCCCGGGUACCCACCCCAGGGACCUCCGAGCAGCCAGGAAAAGCCAUGAGUUGCAACCAAACGCACGGCUGAGGAUCGAACCGAGCGACACUGCCAUCUGCCUGCCCCAGCCCUGACCCCUGACCCUGCUGCAAGGCCGGAGAGAGAGGGUCGCGAUGCGGGGCCUGGCGGGGCCCUGCCGGGGAGCAGCAGCUGGGCGCACCCUGGCCAGCCCUGCUGGAGUUUGCUGUGGGCACGAGGCGCGGGCGCCCUUCCAAAGCACAUACUCAUUGAAUGUUUACAGACUGGCUGUCCUGGCAGGGCUUUCAACUGCACAUGUUUUUUAUACUUUCUUUUUUUUUUUUUUUUAAUAUUUUUUACAAAAAAAAAAAAGAUUUUAUACAAGCAAUAUAUAUAUGGAUUUCUAUAAUCACUCAAUGUGAUACAGUAUAAAUAUGCUACAGUUUGUUUGUUACGAACAAAUAUCCAGCAGU
This is a messenger RNA of Cervus elaphus (red deer), 1493 nucleotides long. RefSeq names its product Jun dimerization protein 2 (gene JDP2). Gene Ontology annotation, cellular component: nucleus. The record is from RefSeq and is a predicted model, not a curated record. Gene Ontology annotation, molecular function: DNA-binding transcription factor activity, RNA polymerase II-specific; RNA polymerase II cis-regulatory region sequence-specific DNA binding. NCBI's taxonomy places the organism in Eukaryota, Metazoa, Chordata, Mammalia, Artiodactyla, Cervidae. The transcript is spliced from 4 exons. Bases 194 to 685 code for a protein of 163 amino acids. Gene Ontology annotation, biological process: regulation of transcription by RNA polymerase II.